Vitis riparia (riverbank grape) is the source of this 2646-nucleotide messenger RNA. Its product is annotated as probable GTP-binding protein OBGM, mitochondrial. Gene Ontology annotation, molecular function: GTPase activity; magnesium ion binding; GTP binding. NCBI's taxonomy places the organism in Eukaryota, Viridiplantae, Streptophyta, Magnoliopsida, Vitales, Vitaceae. The record is from RefSeq and is a predicted model, not a curated record. Gene Ontology annotation, cellular component: mitochondrion. The transcript is spliced from 6 exons. The coding region runs from base 564 to 2174 and encodes 536 amino acids.
UUAUGUAUUUAGCUUAUGAAAACAGAAAAAUCUUUGGCAGUUUUUGCAAUUAAUCUUAUGUGAGUGUAUAUCAUCCUCUUGUGACUUGUGAGGGCUACAUUGGACUCCUUUGAAACAUCCAACCAAGUUGCUCAACCUGCCCAAAGUGUUGUCAAUAUUGAAUUUUGCAAAAUGGUCAUCUAGUGAAUUGAAGGUUAAUGAAUAUAAUGGAGGCAACAUACUGAGGAAUAUGGAAGGUGCAAGCCCAGUUAAAAGUAAAUAGCUUGUGUUGAGGAGUUCAAAUCAUCCAUAUGGUGACAUUAGAUGAAAUACUGAAGUGCUCUUUUCUGUGCUAAGCACUUCUGCAUUUUGUGAGUGCCCAGUGCCCUUAAUUCACAUAUCUUCAAGACACCUCCAACACUAGCCUGGCAUCAACAGAUAAUAAAUAGUAUCUGGAGGAGGUAUAGGAAAAGUUCCUUUUUUUUUCUUUUUCCUUUUUUGAAUGUUGCAACAUACAUGACCUAGUUGUUGAUGGUAGUGUCUAAAUGAAUAUAUAAGAUCUCAAGGAUUAAAAGAAGAGAAAGAUGUGGUUGCGCUGUGCCAAACCCCUUCAGUACUUGGAAGUCUUGAGAAAAUCCUCCAGAUCACCAUGUCAUCUUCCAUUCCUUUGCCCUUAUUCUGAUACUCCUUACAAGAAGUCAAAGAGUGCCCCUUUACAGGAAAGAAAAAUGAUUGAUAGAUUUAGGUUAUAUGCCAAAGGAGGUGAGGGUGGCAGUGGUUGUUCCAGUUUCCACCGUAGCCGACAUGAUCGCCAUGGCAGACCUGAUGGUGGGGAUGGUGGAAGAGGGGGAGAUGUGAUUCUAGAAUGCUCUGCCACAGUUUGGGACUUCAGCAAUCUACAACAUCAUGUUAAUGCAAAGAGGGGAGGACAUGGAACUUCGAAGAAUAAGAUAGGAACCCGAGGGGCAGAUAAGGUAGUUCGAGUGCCUGUUGGCACUGUAGUUCAUCUUGCAGUAGGUGAAGUUCCUUCUCAAGUUGAACACCGAUCUUCAGCAGCAUUGGAUCCCUGGGAGAUUCCAGGCUCACUUGAUGUUGAUCUAUCUGAAUCUCACCAGAAACCUGCCUGUGUGAACCCCAGCACAGUGGAAGUAGCAGAAACAGUGGAUAUUAUUGAUGGCUCAUCAACUUGUAUUGAACAAACUGUGGAAGAAUCUGUCGGAAAGAGGCAAGCUACUCAAGUUUCAUCAUCUGUGUCUCUUCCUCAAUCUUCUCCUUCCAAUAACAAAUCCAGAAUUCUCAAUGAAGAUUUUCUAUCCUACAAGGGAGAAGGGGGGAGUGACCCUGAAAUUGUGGAGACUGAUGAUGGUAUGUCCGAACCAGAGUUGGAAGAACAAAGGGAGGAAAAGGAACAAAUACAAUACAAUGUUGCUGAAUUAACAGAAGAAGGCCAACGUAUAAUUGUUGCUCGUGGAGGGGAGGGUGGUGUAGGCAAUAUCUCUUCAUCCAAAAAUUCUAGGGACCACAAACUUACAAAACUUGGGGCUGAAGUAUCCGAUGAUGAUCAAUCCUCUCUUGGCAUUGGGUCUCCUGGUUCAGAGGCUAUUCUUGUAUUGGAACUCAAGAGUAUUGCUGAUGUGGGUCUUGUGGGAUUCCCAAAUGCUGGUAAAAGUACCCUUCUAGGGGCUAUGUCAAGAGCUAAGCCAACAGUAGGCCACUAUGCCUUCACAACUUUGAGGCCAAAUAUUGGGAAUCUAAAGUAUGAUGAUUUAUCAGUCACAGUGGCUGACAUUCCAGGUCUUAUAAAGGGUGCCCAUGAGAAUCGUGGACUUGGACACGCUUUCCUGCGGCACAUAGAACGCACUAAAGUUAUAGCUUAUGUGGUAGAUUUGACUGCUGCAUUAGAUGGUAGGAAAGGAAUUCCACCAUGGGAACAGCUGAAAGAUUUGAUUUUAGAGCUAGAGUACUAUCGAGAGGGUUUAUCAAAUCGACCCUCCUUAGUAGUGGCAAACAAAAUCGAUGAGGCAGGGACUGAAGAAGUUUAUGAAGAAUUGAAAAGAAGAGUGCAAGGUGUUCCAAUCUUUCCUGUAUGUGCAGUUCUGGAGGAGGGAAUACCAGAGCUAAAAGCUGGCCUCAGAAUGCUUGUGAAUGGUGCAGAAUCAUAUGGGCUGAGUUUGGACAGAAUUUCGCUUGACUAGGUUGUUCCUGACACAAAUUCUUUGCUAGUAAUGAGUGUUCCCCACACAUUUCAUUGGAAAAUAUGUGCUGCAAACAACUAGGUAAUCAGCUGGGACAUUGAGUCCCAGAUGCAUUGCAGGUAGUCUUCAGAGCCAGAGAGAUUUUGAGGUUAGUAUAUUUUUGUUAGCUGUCACUAAUCACUUAAACCGAUGAUGAAUCAAGGCUCCUGUUUGCUGGUUUUUUUCUCACCGGUUGACCGAUUAGGCCAAUGUUAUUGUUUUGCUGUCUGUCAACGGACUGUAGAUGGAAGAAAUGCUGAAAAUUGUUUUUGUUUUACAAGCCUAAUAACAGGAUAGCCUAAACUGCUGGUUGAACCCAGUUUUCUAAAGAUACAAUGUGUUCAUACUCUGUUGUCUGGCUUGUUUGUGAUGCUUCUUAUAUGCCAGUACAAUACAUAUAAUCACCCACCUCCUGCAAAGGAUUACAAUUUCA